CUCGUUAGUUGAGUUGUAAGGCCUGCCUGUCAACUACUCGCCUGCCUCUACUCUAGUUAGUUGUCCGUAGUCUAUAGGCUGGCUGUGUCGUACUUUCCAUUAACAAAUAAAGCAUGUGCCUCACGCAUCAACAGCAAAACUGACGAAAAGUGCCUGCGCGACAAAAUGUCUUCAUCAAACAAACCAUAUCAACCACCCCGAGUGCCUGGAUUAAGUGCGUAGACUGGAUAAACCAAUCAAAAAUCGGUCCGGCCAAAAUUACCCUAUCAGAAAUUGAGCGCGAUGCCGCCGCAUGCGUGCCGCCGAAGACACGUCUUGUGGCUGUCAUUAAUUGAGACAUAUCCAAUUAGCUAAGAAAUUGCUAGAUGACAGCGCCAGCGGCCGCGAGCCUCCGUUUUUGUGACAAUCUGUUGUGAAACGAUUAGUGAUGUGACUAGUGCGAUAUGCCCGAAAAAGAGGCGGAUUUCCAAGCCGCUAUGUCUGCAGGUCUUCCGUUACAGUUUCCGUCGGCUUUUGCGGCUUUCCACGCGCCUCUUCCCGUUGACCAGCGCACGCACGAAGGACGAUACGUUUGGGACCCCAGAAUGCAGCCUCCAGGAGCACCCUUCCACCAUCCGACGCCCCCAGGGGUAAGCGGAAGUCCUGGAAGUGGUCUCCAACUACUGGGACGGGAACUGCAUCCCGCUUAUCGUCUUCCUCCCCACAUGGAGUACCUCUAUUCACUGCAGCAUUCCACCGCCAACUCGAUACACGGACUGGGACUGUCUCCAGAAUAUCUCAGCGCUAGAGGGCUGUCAGAGCUUCAUCCAUCGUCGGCGUUGGCCAGCAGCGAAUUUCCCUUUAGCUUAGAUGGUUCACGACUGAACAGUCCCAGGCCUGGUAGCAUAAGACAAUCACGAAAAAGAGCUUUAUCCUCCUCCCCUUAUUCAGAUUCCUUCGAUAUCAAUUCCAUAAGAUACUCCCCCAACUCCUUGGUCUUAGUUAAUGGUUCGAGGUCAUCGAGUGCCAGCGGAUCAUAUGGGCACUUAUCGGCAGGAGCAAUCAGUCCUGCUUUCAACAUGCAUCCCGAGCUCCACCUUCAGCAGCUCCAGGCUCAUCUAAUGAGGAGCGCCGGUUCUUUACUACCCUUACCUCCUGCAACCCCUACACAUUCAAUGUACUCUCUAGGACAUCACCCUCUACAUGUUUCUUCACCUCACAACAUUUCCAAGACUGAUUCUGUUAACGAUAGGAAGAAAGCUGAGACUGGUACUUUAACACAAUUAGAUUCUGACGCUCAAGCAAGAAAAAUUAAAAUUAAAAAAGAACCGACCAACGCUGGAAAUGGAUCAUGUGGAACGAAUGAAGGACAGAACGACCAAACGGAUCUCAAAGACGAACCGGGAGAUUUCAUUGAAACGAAUUGUCAUUGGAAAGACUGCGCUACGGAAUUCCAAACUCAAGACGAACUGGUCAAACAUAUCAAUAACGAUCAUAUACAUGCCAACAAGAAAUCAUUCGUCUGUCGAUGGGAUGGGUGUUCACGGGCCGAAAAACCGUUCAAAGCUCAAUACAUGCUCGUCGUACACAUGAGAAGACACACUGGGGAAAAACCACACAAAUGCACGUUUGAAGGUUGUGUUAAAGCAUACUCCAGACUAGAGAACCUAAAGACACACUUGCGAUCUCAUACGGGGGAAAAACCAUACACUUGUGAAUAUCCCGGUUGUUCCAAAGCUUUUAGUAACGCAUCAGAUAGGGCCAAGCACCAAAACCGAACACACAGUAAUGAGAAACCUUACGUGUGUAAAGCGCCAGGAUGUACAAAAAGAUACACCGAUCCGAGUUCCCUCAGAAAACAUGUCAAAACGGUUCACGGUGCGGACUUUUACGCCAACAAGAAACAUAAAGGAGUUGAUGGAGGCUCUGAAGACGGUGCUGCUGGUUUAGACUCGAGUCCUCGAAGUGAAGAUAUGCAAAGUCACAAAACGGCCAGUCUCAGUAGUCCAAGUAUUAAAUCUGAGUCGGAUGUUAACUCUCCUGGACAUCAGCAACAAGGAAGUCCUCUUGGAGCAACGCAAUUGGCUGGUGGUUGUAAUGACGACUUUUCUACUGAUAUGACAACGACUGUACAAAGAAAUGGUCCGAUGGACGAUCCUGCUUGGCCUUACGAUGCCGAGGACUUAGAGGUUGAUGAUUUACCGGAUGUUUUACGAGCGAUGGUUGGAGGAGGGGUAGCGGUUAGUGAAAGACAUCCUAGGACUAGAAUGAAGCCGCGGUUACAAACCAAACCUCUUUCUAGUAUGACGUCGAUGUCACCUGCUCAACGUAAAAAUAUAGGAAUAACAGAUCUUAACAGAAGAAUAAAUGACCUGAAAAUGGAGGGUACCGUUAGUGGCCCUCAAAAUAAGACACAAUUUACCGACUUGCAACAAAGGUUGCAACCGCCGGGCAAUACUCAAGCUCAAAUAAGAAGAGACAGCAAUUCGACGGUCAGCUCAUAUUACGGUAGCAUGAGGAGCGCCGACAUGAGUAGGAAAAGUAGUUUGGCAUCUCAGGCUUCAAGUAUGAGACCUGGUGUAACGCCAGGGUCAUUCUACGAUCCUAUUUCGGCUGGAAGUUCACGACGAUCAAGUCAAUUGUCUACCGCAACUACCGGAGGAACCUGUGUACCACCAACACCUCCAUCACAUUUGCUUGCAGGACAGCUGCAGAGGUUGCAAAAUGUCCCGACUAAAAUCACUGGUGGAAAUGGAAACUUAGUACUACAAACGCAAAACGUAUCUCUUCAACAGACUGCCCUACAACAAAGCUGGAUGACCAACAGCUUUGUUGAAAACAUUCCAUCUUCAAACACGACGGCUAGUACAGACACAAGAAGAAUGUCUGAACCUUGUCACACUCUCACGGAUCGCAAAAGCCCUCCACCAAGACCAGCAUCAGUUACUCUUUCUCCACUCAAAGGGACCGUUAGUUCUUCAGAGCUUCACCCUAAUCAGGCAGUCGUGUUAGAUGAAGUUGGAGAAGGAGAAAUGGUUGAGAAUAAACUAGUGAUACCGGACGAAAUGGUCCAUUACCUGAGUCAAGUGGCUGAUAAUCAAAACAACGACUUUAGUACAGCUAUGAGUUGGUCGGAAACAAACCCAAACACUACAGUACAAAAACCUUUACCAAGUCCAAGUCAGACGUUGUCUUCCCCUUCAAAUUUGAGUCAGAUAUUACCGUCACCUUCUUCUAAUUUAAACCAAGGCUUACCAUCACCUCAGAGUCGGAAUGUGUUGUCACCCUCUGGAAUUUUGCCAUCUCCAAGUAAUUUGAACCAAGUGAUGCCAUCACCUUCAGGUUUGAAUCAGAUGAUGCCCUCGCCCGGUAACCAAGUUACCCCAAUGAUGCCAUCGCCAGCACCCACUAUGAACCACAUGAUGCCAUCCCCAGCUGGUAAUUUCAACCAAAUUAUGCCGUCACCUUCAUCGAAUUUUGGUUCUAUACAAAACCCCAUGCUUUCGCCAGCGCCCAGUAUGAACCAAAUGGUGCCCUCACCUGCGUCUAACAUGAACCAGAUGAUACCGUCCCCAAUGUCUGUGAGGUGUCAUUCUCAGUUAAUGUCGCCCGGAACUAACCAAAUGCCUAUGCAAAGUCCAAAUCCUCAAGUCGUACCUCAGAAUUGCAACAUGAUGCAACACAAUCAAGUGAUUCAGAAUGGCGUAAUGUUGCAUAAUAACCAAAUGAUACAACAGAAUCCGUGCUACAGCCGACAAAUCAACCAUGGGUUGUGUUACGUUCAGCACGGGUCGACAUGGGAUAACAAUCAGAGCCGUCAGUGCCACAAUCAAAAUAUGAUGACGCAACAAAACGAACACCACAAUGUUUGCCAUUCACAAAAUCCCAACAAUGAUUACAACUGCAGGCAACAAUUGCAAGUUAAUAACAGCUACGUGGGGUCAGGGAUGUCGGGAGGAUCUGUUGCCCAGUGUACGAAUCACUACAAUCAGAUGUGUAGUCCAAAUGGUUACGUACCUAACGGGUGCCCAUCAAACAAACCCAUGAAUAGUUACCCUUGCAACACUAAUGUAUAUCCACCGAUCCAAAGUCCAGCAUAUAACUGCAUGCCCAGUAUGAAUGAACCGCUGCCAUCUCCUGCAAUGGCGACACCUGCGCCCACUGACAUGAUGAACCAACCCCAACAAGCACAAAUGAGCCGACCAUGCGCUCACUAUGGUCAAAACUGUUAUCAGCCUUCAUACAAUCAGUGUAUGCCAAAUAAUGUACAAAAUCACGUGCAGAACUGUAAUAAUUGUGCCAACUGUCGGAAUCAGUCACACAAGUGUUACCACCAAUGCAGAAGUAACAGUGAAAUACAGUGUAAGGAUAUCAGUCAGUCGCAAAUGUCGCCUGGUAUCACGGUCAACCAACAAACCCAAAAUACUGGAAGUACAAACGGUCCAACGGUACAACCAUUGGGGAUGAGACAAGACGCAUAUCAAAGGACGUUGGAAUAUGUCCAGAACUGUCAGUCGUGGGUUACGAAUUCUGACAUGGUUAGCAGCAGCACACACCCAUUAGGAAAAUGCUCCGAUACCACAAGUUCAAAUAUGGUCGUUAAUGAUAUGACUUCAUCGCUCAGUUCCUUAUUAGAAGAAAACAGAUAUUUACAAAUGAUUCAAUAGUUCAAAGACUGUCAGGCACUUGGUGUACUGGCCGUAUAUCAUGUAAUUUUGUAACUGUAUUUUAAAUUUUAAGUACAGAUUCAAGAGUUUGUAUAAAAUGUACAUUGUGAUAUUAAAUUUGUAAUUAGUUUUUGAGCAAUAUAUAAAUAGAGAAGGCUUUAAUGUUGUAUAUUAAUAUCGUGUAUAAAUUUAUAAAUAUGAUGGAAGCAAUUUAUUUAUAAUAUUGUAAUAAUUAGAGGUCUAUGAUCUCACUUCACAUAAGGCCAUUUACUGCCAUGUUCAUAUCAGACAAUAAGUACACAUAUUUUAUUGAAGUAAGUUUGUAUAUAUGUUAGAUUUAGAAGUUUAUUUUGUAUUUGCUAUAGAAGAUUAUUUAAUAAAUG
Zophobas morio is the source of this 5029-nucleotide messenger RNA. RefSeq names its product transcriptional activator cubitus interruptus. Gene Ontology annotation, biological process: regulation of transcription by RNA polymerase II. The transcript is spliced from 12 exons. The record is from RefSeq and is a predicted model, not a curated record. Lineage: Eukaryota; Metazoa; Arthropoda; Insecta; Coleoptera; Tenebrionidae. Gene Ontology annotation, cellular component: nucleus. Bases 444 to 4646 code for a protein of 1400 amino acids. Gene Ontology annotation, molecular function: RNA polymerase II cis-regulatory region sequence-specific DNA binding; DNA-binding transcription factor activity, RNA polymerase II-specific.